GACGAGAGAGUACUACUACCAAUUUCCAUCCAUCAAAGGCCGCACAAACAAACACAGAGAGAGAAGAAGAAGAAGAAGAAGAUGGCGGUGAUGGAGAAGCUGAGGAUGCUCAUAGCGCAAGAGCCUGUUGUCUUUGCUUCAUGUCUUAUCGGUGGUAUUGGCCUCUUCCUUCCAGCUGUUGUGAGGCCUAUACUGGACUCUUUUGAAACAUCCAAGCAAGUUCCACAGCCUGCAUUAAGUGAUGUGGUUGCGGGAAUGACUGGUAAAAAACAGGGCUAAUCUUUGUAUUAAACGUAAGAUGCUAUUUUUCUUUACCUACUCCCCUACCCUCCCUAUGUGAGACUCUUGCAAGAGAUGGGAAUAAGAUUUGAUUUUUUAUUUGGUGGAGAAGAAAGAAUUAUUGUUUGGUGUACAUCUUCCCCUGUUUUGUGUAAGAACAUCUUCCCCAUUUGUGCAAUGCACAAGACUGGUUCAUUUCGCUA
Messenger RNA from Cornus florida, 482 nucleotides. RefSeq lists its product as uncharacterized. The record is from RefSeq and is a predicted model, not a curated record. NCBI's taxonomy places the organism in Eukaryota, Viridiplantae, Streptophyta, Magnoliopsida, Cornales, Cornaceae. Bases 82 to 279 code for a protein of 65 amino acids. The transcript is spliced from 3 exons.